AAAGGUCUGGAUAAUUUCAGUUCCAAUUUGCCGUUCCGUGAAGUGAAUUCGGUAUUUUAUUGGGUCAAUCGAAGUAAUGAAAACUUUAACUGUUUUUAAUUGAAAGUGAAUAACAAAUUAAUUCCAAUUAAGGCGGACCGAUUUUGAAAAGUUUGAUAAAGCAGUGAGUUUGAGAAAGCUGUGUGGUUCGUUAAGUGUUUCUACGGAUUUCUAAUUCGGAAAAAGUGCCCGCUAAAUUAUUUAGCCUAAGAAAUGGCACCGUGGAGGAUACGCUGAAAGAAGAAUCGUUCGUCAGGUUGAACUUUCCCAAGGAAGUAACUUAUCAAGGGUGCGAGGACGGGGGCGACUCUAUGGACGGCGGCAAAGCGGACACGCACGAGCUGGAUCGAGGUGGCUGGGGAAAUAAGUUGGACUUCCUGUUCUCAUGCAUCAGCCUGUCUGUGGGAUUAGGCAAUGUCUGGAGAUUCCCGUAUUUGUGCUACAAGAAUGGCGGAGGUACCUUUCUUCUCACUUACACCAUAUCGAUGUUCCUAUGUGGCAUUCCACUCUUCUUCCAAGAAGUAGCAAUUGGACAGUAUUUGGGUUCAGGCGGUAUGACCUUCGUGGGACAAUUAUGUCCACUCUUCAAAGGGGUUGGUUAUGCCAGUAUGACAUUAGUUUUUCUACUUGACGUCUAUUAUUGUGUUAUUAACGCUUGGACGUUAUUCUACCUCAUCAGUAUUAUUUCUUACCUGCCCGAUCUACCAUGGUCUAACUGUGAUAACUGGUGGAAUUCAGAAAACUGUUUUUCAUCUGUGACGAAUCUAUCGAAUUUUACAUUGAAUGAUUCAAUUAGGACUUCACCAGUCGAAGAAUAUUUUGAACGUAGAGUAUUAGGUAUUACAAAAGAAUUGGAAGAUAUAGGAGGUGUUCAAUGGGGACUCUUCGUUUGUUUGGUGAUUGGAUGGCUAGUUGUUUACGCAGUCAUACGAAAAGGGUUACAUCAAAGUGGUAAGGUUAUUUGGUUCUCCGCCCUGUUCCCCUACGUCGUCCUGUUCAUCCUGCUGGCUAGGGCAGUGACGCUCGAAGGCGCCGGUAAUGGCCUCCUGUAUUACGUGACGCCCCGUCGGGACGAAUUGCUAUCUCCAGGGCCCUGGAUGGAGGGCACGACGCAAAUAUUCUUCGCAUACAGCAUAGGGUGCGGGGCUCUGCCGGCUCUGGGCUCCUAUAAUAAAUUCCAUCACAACAGCUACAAAGAUGCUUUGAUCACAUGUGUCAUCAAUACCCUGACUUCCGUCAUUGCUGGAGUAGUCACUUUUGCUAUCCUUGGUCACAUCGCUCUCGAACAAAAUACAGAUGUUUCCAACGUUGUCAAAAGCGGACCAGGAUUGGUAUUUCUCACCUAUCCUGGGAUUAUUUUAGAGUUGCCUGGUGCACCAUUCUGGGCAGGAAUGUUUUUCGUCAUGCUCCUGGUGCUGGGUGUAGACAGCCAGUUUUGUUUGGUAGAAUCCUUUAUCACUGGACUGAUGGACAAUUGGUCCCAGGAAUUGAGGCCAUACAGGAUUCAGUUUACAGCAUGCGUUUGCGGAGUGAUGUUCAUUUUGGGAAUACCCAUGGUGACACAGGGAGGAAUGUACAUCUUUCAGUUGAUGGACUACUAUUCAGCAAGUGGAAUAUCACUUCUUUGGGUGUGUUUCUUCCAAACAAUUGCAUUGUCAUGGGUUUUUGGCGUUGAACAUUUAAGCGACUGCAUUGAACAAAUGAUGAACAUUCGACCCAACUGGUUCUGGAAGAUGACUUGGAAGUACAUUUCGCCAGCAUUGAUGUUCAUAAUAUUGAUCAGCCAGUGUGUGCAGUUUAGAACACUCUCCUACGGUGAUUACGAGUAUCCGGUUUGGGCUAACGUUAUUGGAUUAUGUUUGAGUUUGGCCUCCAUGAUGUGGAUUCCAGUGUAUGCCAUAUAUUACGUUAUAAAAGGCCCGGGUACUUUAUUGGAGAACUUCAGGAGUGGUCUGAAAUCAACAGUGAAAUCGAGGAAAGUAGCCCAGAAACAGAAAGAAGUGCUUGCUACCCUUCCAGUGACGGAGAGCAAUGUCAGACUUCUUAUACCUAGCAGUAAACAAUGUUUGAGCGAAGAAACGUAGUACAAAUUUAUAUUCGAGUAGACAAGUUAACUUUUUGCUUGUGAUUCUCAAGAAAAAAUUAAAGAUUUUGAUGGA
Harmonia axyridis is the source of this 2198-nucleotide messenger RNA. RefSeq names its product sodium- and chloride-dependent GABA transporter 1-like. The record is from RefSeq and is a predicted model, not a curated record. Gene Ontology annotation, biological process: sodium ion transmembrane transport. Gene Ontology annotation, cellular component: membrane. The coding region runs from base 351 to 2123 and encodes 590 amino acids. The transcript has 11 exons. Lineage: Eukaryota; Metazoa; Arthropoda; Insecta; Coleoptera; Coccinellidae.